UCGCCAGUGAUGUAACCCUGUGGAGCUAUAUAAAGAUCGAGAGGAACCGGGCUAGAUCAGUUUACCGGUGGGGGUGGGGGGAGGGGGGUCUCCCAUUUUGGGAGACGGGAGCGCCGGCCCCCCAGUCCCGUUCGUUCCAGGGCACCGCUCGCUUCACAGUUUUGGCCGGGUAGCGUAGUCCAAACAAACAGCCAACAUGGACGCGAUCAAGAAGAAAAUGCAGGCGAUGAAGAUGGAGAAGGACUCCGCGAUGGACAAGGCGGACACCUGCGAGGGUCAGGCCAAGGAUGCCAACAUGCGUGCGGAUAAGGUCCUUGAGGAUGUGCGGGAACUCCAGAAGAAACUGACCCAGGUCGAGGGUGACCUGGAGACAAACAAGAAGAACCUGGAGCAAGCCAACAAGGACCUUGAGGAGAAGGAAAAGCUGCUCACUCAGGCUGAAGCGGAAGUAGCCGCCCUCAACAGGAAGGUCCAGAUGAUUGAGGAGGAUCUGGAAAGGUCUGAGGAAAGAUCCGGCCAAGCCCAAACCAAGCUGGCUGAAGCCUCCCAAGCCGCCGACGAGGCCAAGCGAAUGUGCAAAGUACUGGAGAACCGUAGCCAACAGGAUGAGGAGAGGAUGGACCAACUGACCAACCAACUGAAGGAGGCUAGGAUGUUGGCUGAGGACGCUGAUGGAAAGUCUGAUGAGGUCUCCAGGAAGCUGGCCUUCGUUGAAGACGAGCUGGAAGUAGCUGAGGACCGAGUAAAGUCUGGAGACUCAAAGAUCAUGGAGCUGGAAGAAGAGUUGAAGGUUGUCGGAAACAGCUUGAAGUCUCUGGAAGUCUCAGAAGAAAAGGCUAACCAGCGAGUUGAAGAAUACAAGCAACAGAUCAAGCAGCUCACUGUCAAGCUCAAAGAAGCCGAGGCUCGUGCUGAGUUUGCUGAGAAGACCGUCAAGAAACUGCAGAAGGAGGUCGACAGGCUGGAAGAUGAAGUCCUGAAGGAGAAGGAGAUCUACAAGGAUAUGGUGAACGACAUCGAUCAGACAUUCUUGGACAUGGCCGGCAUUUAAGGGAUUCCAACGAACGAAUGCAUCACGAUUUAUUAUUUUACCACCAAAACAUCCUGUACUGCAUUACCCAAAGUGUCAUCUUUGUUACAGAAACACAUUAACAAAGUUUUUUUUUCAAACACUUGUAUAGAAUUUCAUCUAUAGGUUUAAAAUAAAUCAAUGCAUUUAUUUGAAACUACUAAUAAAUGGAUUGUUGCCAAGAAUGGUUUUGAUUGCCGAAAAUAAAUUUUUGAUCUUCCUAGUACGGAGCAUAUAGUUUGAUUAAGUAUAAAGCAUUCACAAAAUGCUUAUAUGACAGAUAAACAACUAUGUACAAUAUUUGCUUAAUGUAUGUUUACGGGAAAUGUUAUGAAUGACGUAAAAAGCUGCGAGGAGUGUUUCGCAUUUUAUUUUUGCUUUUAUUUUACCAUAGAGAAACAGACACAGAAAUUAACACAUUUAAUCUUAAAAACUUAGUUUAAUAAGAUCUUCACCGCAUUUUUUUGGAAUAAAGCAUUUUGCUUCAUGUUUCCUAGAAUAAUCCUGUAUCGUGUCAUUAAAAUAGGACUGUUUAGUUUUAAUCUACCGUUCUAUACGAAGAAAACCCAACUCUUAAAACCUGUAAUUAAGAUAGAUUAAAAACAAGUGCAGACACAAGAAAUAAAUACUAUUACACUCUGACUGUGAAUUGUUAUUACUACUGUUGUUUUGUCAAUUGUAAACAAUAAGAAAUAAAUAAAACAAUACAAUAAAA
Molecule: messenger RNA, 1784 nt
Organism: Homalodisca vitripennis (glassy-winged sharpshooter)
Lineage: Eukaryota; Metazoa; Arthropoda; Insecta; Hemiptera; Cicadellidae
Gene: Tm2
Product: tropomyosin-1
Exons: 10
Coding region: 197-1051 (284 amino acids)
Biological process (GO): muscle contraction; actin filament organization
Cellular component (GO): actin filament
Molecular function (GO): actin filament binding
Source: RefSeq, a predicted model, not a curated record